Molecule: messenger RNA, 1810 nt
Organism: Phalacrocorax carbo (great cormorant)
Lineage: Eukaryota; Metazoa; Chordata; Aves; Suliformes; Phalacrocoracidae
Source: RefSeq, a predicted model, not a curated record
AUGGCGGCGGGGAGGGCCGGCGGCCGGCACCGGCACCGGCACCGGCACCGGCACCGGCACCGGCACCGCUCUUUUGCCAUGAUCUCUGCCCAGCAGCCACCGUUCCCCAACAAAAUUCAAAGAGCAAUGGACUGCCAAAGGGAGGAAAAAGAAUCCUGCGAAGAGCAGAACGACUCUGAAAACUGCACUUGCGGCUCCAAGUGUGCAUCAACAGCAGACUGCAACUCAGAUUCACCAGUAACUCUUAAAAUACUACAGAACUGGGUUCCUAAAGUUUCCCACUACUUCGAUAAAGAGCACUACACAUAUGUUGGCCACCAGAUCGUCAUUCAGGAGUCCAUAGAACACUUUGGAGCCGUGGUAUGGCCGGGGGCACUGGCUUUAUCUCAAUAUCUGGAAUCAAAUCAAGAACAAUUCAACCUCAAAGAUAAAAAAGUUUUGGAAAUUGGUGCUGGAACAGGCUUGGUUUCCAUUGUGGCCUGUAUUUUAGGAGCUUACGUUACAGCUACUGAUUUGCCUGAAGUUCUUGAAAAUCUGUCAUAUAAUAUUUCAAGAAAUAUACAGAACAUGGAUAUGCACAAACCUGAAGUGAGAAAACUGGUAUGGGGAGAAAGCCUCAAUGAAGACUUCCCUGCAUCAACUUACCAUUACGAUUUCUUACUGGCAACUGAUGUUGUAUACCAUCAGGCAGCUCUGGAACCCCUGCUAGCAACAAUGGUGUAUUUUUGUAAGCCAGGAACAGUAUUACUCUGGGCAAAUAAAUUCAGAUUCAGUACAGACUAUGAAUUUUUGGAAAAACUUUCCAAUAUAUUUAACACAACCAUUCUAGCAGAAUUCCCAGAAUCGAAUGUCAAGCUACUUAAAGCCACAGUAAGAGAGAAUUAAAGAGAAAACUACUACUAAUUCUGAUGUAAUGGCAGCACCUUAUAGUUUGGAAUGUUUUGCAGCAUUACGGCGCACCUUCUGUGCAUCCACAUUUGUAAAGUUGCAGUUUUAUCUGAGUUUUGCGUUACAAGUUAUGAAAAAAACGGUAAGACAAAUGACAUAGCAAUUUGUCUCUGGUUGAUACAUUUGACCUGUUCAAACAGACCACCUUCACUCCACUGAAGGAACAAUGUUAGUAGCAAUAGUAAAAAGGCUUUAACAGAAAGCACUGAUCUUCCAGGCUGCACUGAGCUUCUGUUGUUUGUAAGGUCUUUUCUUUCAGCAAGUUUCAUUUAGAUACUCCUUCAGAAAGCAAUACAGUUUUCAGCUUCAUUACUUGUUUUUAUUAAUUAUAAAAUAAUCUUUUAAAGUAUCAGUGUGCACAUGGUGGGUUUUUUUGAUCUUCAACUUCGCACAUUUAUUCUGCUGUGUUGUACAUUUUUAACAUUAUUAAACAUAUAUGUAUAGCUUUACAAUACCUGAUCAAGAUUUAACCAUCUGGCACUUUUAUACAUGUAUCAGUCUAUCCUGAUACUCAACUUCACAUGGAUUUUUGAGUUUGCCUGAAAUCACUCCAAAAUGAAGAUUUACAAGAGCACCUAUGCAUCAGCAAUUCCGAGUUAAACAUUGUAACAGUUUGAGAGGUUGAAUUUUUCUUAAAAAAAAUUAAAUGUAAACUCUUGCAGACAAUACAGGUAAUGAUGUCCCGUUACUUUAGUCUAAUAAAUAAGAUUUUAGCUACUCUUGAAGUAGCUUUAAGGCCUUCAUACAAUUGAAAUUAAGAUCAAACAAGUUAAAAUUCUGUUUACUGUAAAAAAUACAGAGCUUUUACAGGUUUGCAGUUAAAAGAACUGUUAAGAACCUAACAUGCAUGCAAGUAAGCCUU